AUGAGCGAAAGAUAUAGUUUCUCAUUGACUACUUUCAGUCCAUCAGGAAAGCUUGUUCAAAUAGAAUAUGCGUUAAAGGCUGUCGAAUCUGGUGCCCCAUCUGUUGGAAUACGCGCUGCUAAUGGGGUUGUACUAGCAGCAGUUAAAAAGUUCACUUCGAAAUUAAUGGACGAAUCUACUGUAUCCAAAAUUGAGCAAGUCACCGACGGGAUAGGUGUUGUGUAUAGUGGCCUGUCACCAGAUUAUCGUGUCUUGGUGAAACAAGCACGAAAGUCUGCUCAGGCCUAUCAGCUGGCUUAUGGUGAACCCAUUUCUCCAGAACAGCUAGUCAUCCGAAUAGCGGCUGUGAUGCAGGAGUAUACGCAGUCUGGAGGUGUUCGUCCAUUUGGCGUUUCUCUGUUGGUUGCGGGCUGGGAUCAAAAUUUACGACGACCGUUUCUUUACCAGUGUGAUCCAUCGGGUACAUAUUUCCCAUGGAAAGCUACUGCUCUGGGACAGAAUUCACAAAACGGAAAGUCUUUUCUAGAAAAACGAUAUAACGAAAACUUGGAGCUGGAAGAUGCUACACAUGCAGCCAUUCUGACUCUGAAGGAAAGCUUUGAGGGUCAGAUGACAGAUAGCAACAUUGAAGUCGGUGUAUGCAAUGAGAAUGGUUUUCGAAUUUUAACAUCAGAUGAAGUGAAAGACUAUCUCGCAGCCAUACCAUAA
Messenger RNA from Heterobilharzia americana, 708 nucleotides. NCBI's taxonomy places the organism in Eukaryota, Metazoa, Platyhelminthes, Trematoda, Strigeidida, Schistosomatidae. The record is from the annotation of a GenBank genome assembly.